AUGUAUUCUUCCUUACUACCAUCACCACCUUUCAAUAAGUUUACGGUUUUUAUCUUUUAUGGUUUAUUAUCAGUAGCGUUAAUAACGUUAGCACAGGAAGAUAGUAUAGGGAAUGCAAAAAGUUGUAUACAAGUAACGAUAGGAUAUGUUCGACUUUUUAGCACAAAUCAACCAAAGUCAACUCCAGAAAUUCCAAUUCCAAAAAUUCAAUGGAAUAAUUAUGAUUAUAUAAAUGUUAUUGCAUAUCCACAAGACAACGGAGGAGAUUCAAAUUAUGACGUUGGUAAAUGGCAGAAAGGGCCGCAAGAGCAGCAGGAAUAUCAAAGAAUUAUUAGCGAUGCAAUUAAAAUUAUAAACGAAUAUCAAUUAAAUGGUAUAGACAUUGAAUAUCCAGGAAUGAGAGGAAGUUUAUGUAAAAGGCCUGAUGGUUUUAUAUGGGAUAAAAUAAAUGAUGAAAACUUCAUUAAUUUUUUAAAAAACCUUCGAGAGGCAUUGAAUGGAACGGAAGGUCCAAAAAUACUAAUGUUAACAACGCCAGACGAUAACAACUAUAGAUCAUAUCCAAACUCUCCAUUAGAUGCAUACCAAGCUGCAUAUUUAGCAUAUAGAAUUUGUACUACUAUUAAUCCUAAUUGGACACGUAAAUUCGAAUCAACAGAUAAUUCUGGUACUCCAUGGCUAUAUAGCGUUCCUGAUCCAAACGUUCCUUUUAAUCAUUUAUAUGUAUCUUAUGAAGAUAUUAGUUCAUUACGUAGUAAAUUAGAAUUUGCAUUGACUAAAUCACUCGGAGGAAUAUCAAUAUCUGACGUUAGUUAUGAUGAUAAUUAUAAUAAUUUAUUAAAUUUUAUGCAACCAAUACGUGGGAUACCGGUUCCAAUAGAUGGAGGUUCAUCUAAAGGCUCGCCAUCGAAUAAAUCAAGUAAUGAAAAUUCUAAUGAUCAAAAUAAGAAAAAUAAAGGCGGAAUUAUCGCUGGAUCAAUUAUUGGAGGUAUAUUUGGUCUACUUUUAUUAGGAAGUUGCGCGUACAUAUAUCGGCAAAAAGUUCUUAAAUCCGAAGCUGGUAUUAAUCCAGAAUACUCAUCAAAUCGAGUUGUUUCCACUAUACAAAAUGAACGGCGGACCACCGAUCAUCUAACGAUCGAAUGA
Messenger RNA from Funneliformis mosseae, 1146 nucleotides. The record is from the annotation of a GenBank genome assembly. NCBI's taxonomy places the organism in Eukaryota, Fungi, Glomeromycota, Glomeromycetes, Glomerales, Glomeraceae.